CUCAAUUGAUUCAUAAAAAAUUCAUAUGUAUCGAGGAAGUAACGAUCAAAUCCAGGUGAUGAUCAUCUAGUGAAAAAGAUUACAAAAAUGGGGGUGCCACAAACCAUAGAUGUUGGUUCUCAUGUGUGGCUUGAAGAUUCUGAACUUGCUUGGGUAGAUGGAAUUGUGUUUAGCGUCACAGGACAUGAUGUUGAAGUUCAAACUAGUGAUGGAAGAACUGUUGUGGCAAAGUUCUCAGCAUUACAUCCUCGGGAUGCAGAAUCUCGAGCUGGAGGAGUUGAUGACAUGACUAACCUCCAUUACUUGAAUGAGGCUGAAGUCCUACAUAAUUUAGCAACAAGAUUUCAGAUAGAUGAAAUAUAUACUUACACGGGGAAUAUUCUUAUUGCUGUCAAUCCAUUUCAAGCCCUUCCACAUUUAUAUGAACCUGCGGUGAUGAAACGAUAUAAAGAAGCAAAAAUGGGAGAGCAGGCCCCUCACGUUUUCACCAUUGCUGAUAUUGCAUACAGAGCAAUGAUUACUGAAGGUAAAAGCAAUUCGAUUCUUGUUAGUGGUGAAAGUGGAGCAGGAAAAACUGAGACAACUAAGAAUCUAAUGUGUUACCUUGCCUAUCUUGGGGGAAAUUCUGCUGCAGAAGGACAGACUAUUGAACAACAAGUUCUAGAAUCAAAUCCAGUUCUUGAAGCGUUCGGCAAUGCAAAAACAGCUAGAAACAACAAUUCUAGUCGUUUUGGGAAAUUUGUUGAGAUUCAAUUCGACAAUGUCGGAAGAAUUUCUGGGGCUGCAAUCAGAACGUAUCUUCUUGAGAGGUCACGUGUAUGCCAAAUUUCAGAUCCUGAGCGUAACUACCACUGCUUUUACCUUUUAUGUGCAGCACCAAAAGAGGAGAUAGAGAAGUACAAGCUGGGAGAUCCAAAAUCAUUCCACUAUCUUAACCAAUCCAAUUGUUAUCAAUUGGUUGGUGUGAACGAUGCAAACAAUUAUCUAGCCACUAGGCGAGCCAUGGAUGUUGUUGGGAUAAGCGAGGAGGAACAAGAAGCCAUUUUUAGAGUUGUCGCUGCUAUUCUUCACUUGGGUAAUAUAGAUUUUGGAAAUAAUGAAGGAGACCCUGAAUCAUCAGUUUUAAAAGAUGAUGAUUCCAAAUUUCAUCUUGACAUGACUGCACAACUCCUCAGGUGUGAUCCUGAAUCGUUGGAAGAUGCAUUGUGUAAGCGCAAAAUGAUAACGCCAGAUGAUGUUAUCAAGAAGAGUCUUGAUAUUAGUGGUGCUAUAAUUAGCCGGGAUGGUUUAGCAAAGACUAUAUAUUCUCGCUUAUUUGAUUGGUUGGUCGACAAAAUAAAUGUGUCCAUUGGCCAAGAUCCUAAGUCCAAGUGUCUGAUAGGGGUUCUUGAUAUUUAUGGCUUCGAGAGUUUUGAAUCUAAUAGUUUUGAACAGUUGUGCAUCAACUAUACUAAUGAAAAGCUACAACAACAUUUCAACCAGCAUGUAUUCAAGUCAGAACAAGCAGAGUACACAAAGGAGGAAAUUGAUUGGAGAUACAUUGAAUUUGUUGACAAUCAAGAUGUUCUCAGUCUUAUUGAGAAGAAAACUGGCGGGAUAAUUGCUUUACUUGAUGAGGCAUGCCUAGUACCAAAAUCAACUCAUGAGACAUUUGCGCAAAAGCUGUAUCAAACAUUUAAAGAUCACAAACGAUUCAUAAAGCCAAAGUUGGCUCGAUCCGAGUUCACCAUUGUUCAUUAUGCAGGAGAAGUACUCUAUCAAUCAGAACAAUUUUUGGACAAGAACAAAGACUACGUUGUUCCUGAACACCAAAACCUGUUGAGUGCUUCACAAUGCUCUUUCAUACAACGUCUAUUUCCUUCCUUAUCAGAGGAAACCAGCAAACCAUCCAAGUUCUCAUCUAUUGGUUCUCGGUUUAAGCUCCAAUUGCAACAGUUGAUGGAGAUUUUGAACUCGACAGAUCCUCACUUUAUUAGAUGUGUGAAGCCAAAUCAUGUCUUAAAGCCCUCAAUCUUUGAGAAUCUUUAUGUCAUGCAACAACUACGUUCUGGUGGAGUUCUAGAGGCAAUUCGAAUCAAAUGUGCUGGAUAUCCUGCUCAUAAGACCUUUGAGGAGUUCUUAAAUCGAUAUAAUAUAAUUGCCCCAGAGGUUUUGACCAGAAGUUAUGAAGAAAAGGUAGCUUGCAAAUGGAUAUUAGAAAAGUCAGAGAUUACUCAAUAUCAGAUGGGGAUAACAAGAGUAUUCUUAAAAGGAAAUCAGAUGGCAGAGUUAGAUGCUCAAAGGGCAAGAAUUUUACGAAACUCAGCCUCAGUCAUUCAAAGACGAGUUAGAACACGUUCAACACGUAAGAAAUAUGUUCUCAUGCGCCAAUCUUCUAUUCACAUACAAUCUCAGUGGAGAGGAUACCAUGCUCGAAAGUCCUACAAAGAAAUGAGAAAGGAGGUUGCUGCUGUUAAAAUCCAGAAGAAUUUGCGGAGGCAAGUAGCUAGGAGAACAUACACGAAUAUGAGGUCUUCUGCAGUUAUACUACAGUCUGCUUUACGAGCUAUGGCUGCUCGAGAGUACUUCUAUAAUAAAUUGGUAACCAAGUCAGCAACCAGGAUCCAGGCUGUUUGGCGCCGUCGUAAAGCCGUUCUAAACUAUGUGGAACUCCAAAAAAUUAAUUCCGAAAGAGCUGCUCUAGCUCAACAAUCUCCUGUAGGGACUUCAAAAAGCAUGCUUGUUGAAACAGAACAAGUCAUUCAUGAACAUGGCCAAGAUAAUGGAGUUGGAGAGAACAGAUCAUAUACUGUAGUUGAAGAGCCUGCAACUUCUCAUGAUGGUUCUGAUGGUGAAAGAGCUAAUUCUAAUGUCGAAAAUUGGAAGUUCUUGCUUUGGGCAGAGAAGCAACGAGCAGAUAAUGCAGAAAGAAAAUACGAGGAAUCUGUGGAAUUGUGCGAGAGAAGGCGUGUCAAAUUAGAAGAAACAGAAUUCAGGGUUUACCAACUUCAAGCCUCUUUCAACAGUGUGUCUCAGGAUGUUAAACUCCAUAUCAGAACAAUUCACAGAGCUGAAAGAGCUAUUGAAUCAUUCUAACAACUCUGCGUCUACUUCAGGAAGCAAUGCUCCUGCAUCUAAGUUUGCUGCUCUCAGAAACCGAAAUGCGUUCAGGGCUAUAGUGCAAACUCUUUCAGAGACAGAAGGCAUAGGACCAGGGAAGGCCAAGAAAAAGGACGGAGCAUUUGAUGACUACUUUUGAUGAAACACAAUAUUGGUCAAAGAUAUCAACGAGAAGUUCUUUGACAUUACUCACUAGUUUAGUGUCGUACAUUGAGAUUUCAAUAGUAUUUAGGUGAUCUUGCCAAAUAGAUGGACAUACUCUUUUAUCAUGACUCGUGGCUAACAUAGAGUACAGUCUAAUUAAAAAACUGUACAAAGAAUUUUGUGAGAAAUCAAUAUAUAUCAAUAUGCAAUAUGCAAUAAUCAGAUUACAGUACUGUGAAUCAUUCAUUACCUUUCUUCCUUGUGUACUUUUCCUGGCUAAAAUAUAGUAAAUGGCGUGAUCUGCACUCUUCUCCA
Linum tenue is the source of this 3558-nucleotide messenger RNA. NCBI's taxonomy places the organism in Eukaryota, Viridiplantae, Streptophyta, Magnoliopsida, Malpighiales, Linaceae. The record is from the annotation of a GenBank genome assembly.